UUUCUGCGCAGUGGUUUUUCAGUGAAUUUUCUAUUUUCCAAGCAAAAAAUCAGUCUGGAAUCGUGAAAACCCGGUGGCUUUAAAAUGGGAAAACUCAACGUCACCGUUCUGCGGUACCUCAGUAAGGAAGACUUCCGGAUUCUCACUUCCAUCGAAAUGGGCAUGAAGAACCACGAACUGGUCCCGGGGGCGCUGGCUGCGGCCAUAGCUAGUCUCAAAGCCGGCGGUGUCCACAAACUGCUGCGGGAACUCUGCAAACACAAGUUGCUCGCGUACGAACGUGGGAAGAGAUUCGAUGGUUAUCGAUUAACGAACACGGGAUACGAUUAUCUGGCGUUGAAGUCGCUUACGUUGAGGGGUUCCGUUUCCGGAUUCGGUAAUCAGAUCGGUGUGGGCAAGGAGUCCAACAUCUACACAGUGGUCAAUGAGGAAGGAACUCCACUGUGUUUGAAGCUUCAUCGGCUGGGACGGAUCUGCUUCCGGAAUGUGAAGGAGAAGCGGGACUACCACGGGAAGCGGAACAGAAUGAGUUGGUUGUAUUUGUCGCGAAUUUCUGCCACCAGAGAGUUUGCCUACAUGAAGGCGCUGUACGAUCGAGGAUUCCCCGUUCCGGAACCGAUCGACUUCAACAGGCACUGCGUGGUGAUGGAACUGGUGGACGGGUAUCCGUUGACGAACAUUUCCGAGGUGGGCAACGUCGAGGCGCUGUAUGACGAUUUGAUGAAUUUGAUUGUUCGGCUGGGAAAUUGUGGCGUGAUUCACGGGGAUUUCAACGAGUUCAAUGUCAUGAUUACGGAAGAUCAGAAGCCGAUUCUGAUCGAUUUCCCGCAGAUGGUGUCGACCUCGCAUCCGAAUGCGGAGAUGUACUUCGAUCGGGAUGUGACGGGGGUGAGGGAUUUGUUCCGGAAGAAGUUCGGCUAUGAGAGCGAGGAAUAUCCGAAGUUUAGUGAUUUGGAACGGGAUGAUGAGCUGGACAAGGAGGUGCUGUGCUCAGGAUAUGGAUUCACCCAGGAAAUGGAGGAUGAUAUCCUGAAGGAGUACCAUCAGGAAAGCGAUGGGGAAGGGGAGGAGGAUGGUGAUGAAGAAGGUAGUGAUGAGGAGUACCAGGAUAGCGUGACGGGAGAUUUGGAUGAGAAGGAAAUUGAAGAGUGCAGGAGGAAGCUAGAGGAGGAAAUCAAAUUUUCCGAAGAAAAGCCAACUCCGGCCUCGAAGCAAGACGAGAAGAACUCCAGCAUCCUAAAAUACAUUGCAUCAAUGUCUGCCGAAGAGAUGGACAAGCCUUUCAACGAUGAAGAGGAGGAGAUCUUUAAGGAUGCACUGGUGGAUGGAGCAGCGGCAGUGGGUGCUACCUUGCUGGAACCGACCUUACCACAACAGGGCCAAAGUCAGCUGACGCAAAUCGAUAAUGGAAACGAUGAAGACGACGCCGCCUCGAUCAGUUCGAAUGAGCUGAUCACCAACGAGCAGGACGACAAACUGGCCGAGCUGGAUCCUAGUUCGCGCGAAUACCGCAUGAUUAUGGUCCGGAAGCUGUUGGACGAUGCACGGAGUGCGCGGUCCUACUCGACGACGGCCAGCACGAUUGCUCCGUCGGUUGUGGCCGACCGGGUCAAGGGUGGCCUUCGGCAACAGGAGAAGAAAGACCAGAAAAACCGAGCCGUUCCGAAGGGAGAAGCCAGUGCCGUUCGACGAAUGCGAAAGGAUAACAACAGUAUCGUCAAAGAAUAUCGCGGGUGGGAUUUCUAAUAAGGUAAGUCUAAUGAUAGGUCUAGGUGGUUUUCACAUACUCUAUUUUAAUAUAUUAUGUAUAGCUGAUACUACAA
Ochlerotatus camptorhynchus is the source of this 1823-nucleotide messenger RNA. RefSeq names its product RIO kinase 2 (gene RIOK2). NCBI's taxonomy places the organism in Eukaryota, Metazoa, Arthropoda, Insecta, Diptera, Culicidae. The record is from RefSeq and is a predicted model, not a curated record. Gene Ontology annotation, molecular function: protein serine/threonine kinase activity; ATP binding. Gene Ontology annotation, biological process: maturation of SSU-rRNA; protein phosphorylation. Gene Ontology annotation, cellular component: cytosol; nucleus; preribosome, small subunit precursor. The coding region runs from base 85 to 1746 and encodes 553 amino acids. The transcript has 4 exons.